AUGAUGCGCUUCAGGGUAAUCAAACUUGUCGGGAUAUUUUCUUUGUUUGUUACCGCAGUCUUCCUCUAUACGUUUAGCGAAUUCGUUCCUGGCACAUCCUCAUAUUUUACAAAGCUGUUUCAGGAACGUUCAACGAAAGAAAACCAUAUGUCAACAAGAAAUCAAAUCCAACUCAUCCAAGCGAAUGAGCAGUUAAUUAUUUUCAUUACAAGCGCGCCGUUUUACACAAGCAGAAGACUAUCUAUACGUCAAACAUGGUUGUCUCUCUUAGUAAGCAACUCUGUUGCGCGAAGACGAUCUAACAUACGAACACUUAUGAAAAACCCUUCAAAUUCACCCAGUAACUUGGUUAUCCACUACUGGUUUGUUUGCGGACAUGACACAAACGUGGACGUUGAAUUCGUCGUGCGGAAUGAAAGCGCCGUUUACGGCGACAUCUUAAGGCUGAACUACACAGAAUCCUAUUCACUACUUGCCUUCAAGACUAUGAGCUCUUUGUGGCUUGCUUCUGUCAUGGACGUUCGGUUUAUCGUCAAAGUGGACGAUGACGUAUAUUUGCACGUUCCUAAGAUGAUUUGGUGGCUGAAAACCUCUUCUUUACCCGAGAAGCUAUAUGCUGGCGCUGUGCAAGACGGGGUUGAAUUAAAGGUUAUUAGAAAUCCAAAGCAUAAAUGGUUCGUUAGUGAACAAUUUCUGAACGACACUUUGUUCCCUCCAUACUGUAACGGGCCCUUUUAUAUUUUAUCUAAAAGCACUCUUCUCGAAUUACUUAAGGUGUCCUUAAAUGAGGGCCUGACACCUUUUCCUUUAGAAGACGCCUAUAUAGGAAUAUUGGCAAAACGAGUUGGAAUCGCGCCUUUACAGCUUAACGGAAAACAUGUCCUCAUUGCCGGGCCAUGGGUGGGAAUUGGUUUGGAAGAUAAAAAACUUCACGAUUUCUUCGCAUUGGGACAUGGGUUGUCCACUGAACGAAUGUUCAAACUUCAUGCAAGAUUCACUAACUAA
This is a messenger RNA of Porites lobata, 1005 nucleotides long. Lineage: Eukaryota; Metazoa; Cnidaria; Anthozoa; Scleractinia; Poritidae. The record is from the annotation of a GenBank genome assembly.